AUGAAUUUGGAAAUGACUUUUGAUGGCAAGAUGAAGUCUGUGAACGAGCAGCCUGACCAGAAGUCAUGUCAUAAGAAGGCUAAAGGUUUGCUUUUUCUUUUGUCCCCAUGGUGGUGCCCUGCUGCUAUGGUUCUCAUCAUCGUUUGCCUGGGGUUAUCAGUGACCCUCAUUUUACAGUGGAUGCAAUUACUCCAGGUAUCUGACCUCCUAAAGCAAUACCAAGCAAACCUUACUCACCAAGAACAUAUCCUGGAGGGACAGAUCUUAGCCCAGCAGCAAGCAACAAAUGCUUCAGAGAAGAAACUCAAGGAAACUAUAGACACCCUUACCUUGGAGCUGCAGGAGAAAUCCAAAGAGCAGGAAAAACUUCUGCAACAGAACGUGAACCUCCAAGAAGCCCUGCAGAGAGCUGAAAACUUUUCAGGUCCUUGCCCAGAAGACUGGUUAUGGCAUAAAGAAAACUGCUACCUGUUCUCUUCAGAGUCAUCUUACUGGACAAAGAGCCAAGAAACUUGCCUGUCUUUGGAUGCUCAGAUGCUACAAAUUAAUAGCGUAGAUGAUCUGAACUUCAUCUCGCAAGCAACUUCCCAUUCCACCUCGCCAUUUUGGAUGGGAUUGCACCGGAAGAAACAAAAUGAACCCUGGCUGUGGGAAAAUGGCUCUCCUUUGCGUCCUCACUUAUUUAAGAUCAGGGGGAUUCCUUCCCAGACACAUCCAUCAGGCACCUGUGUGUACAUUCAAGAGGGAGCUGUUUUUGCUGACAACUGCAUUUUAACUGCAUUCAGCAUUUGCCAGAAGCAGGCAAAGCUAUUGCCAAUGCACUGAAUUUAAAGAUCCUGGAAGAACAGGAGAAGACCUUGGAAUGUUGUUAUGAAAUUUAAGCUAUUCUUGCUUACUUGAAUGUAAAACAUGA
Microtus ochrogaster (prairie vole) is the source of this 913-nucleotide messenger RNA. RefSeq names its product oxidized low density lipoprotein receptor 1 (gene Olr1). Gene Ontology annotation, cellular component: signaling receptor complex; plasma membrane. Bases 1 to 825 code for a protein of 274 amino acids. The record is from RefSeq and is a predicted model, not a curated record. Gene Ontology annotation, molecular function: low-density lipoprotein particle receptor activity. Lineage: Eukaryota; Metazoa; Chordata; Mammalia; Rodentia; Cricetidae. The transcript has 6 exons. Gene Ontology annotation, biological process: lipoprotein metabolic process; leukocyte cell-cell adhesion.